UCCAGUCCCUCGCUUACUCUCGAGCAGCUCGUGUGCGGUGCACUCCUCCCCCCCAAGUUAGAAUGGCGUUCUUCAAGGUGCUGAGCUGUAUGGCGGUCCUGGCCGUGGCCGCGGUGUACGCCGCCCCGGGCUACCUGGAGCAGCCCGUGUACGCCCACGCCGUGCACGCCGCGCCCCUGGCCGUGGCGCACCACGAGCCCCAGGACUACUACGCUCACCCGAAGUACGCCUUCAAGUACGGCGUGCACGACGCUCACACCGGGGACGUGAAGAGCGCCUCCGAACACCGCGACGGCGACGUGGUCAAGGGCGAGUACUCCCUGCUCCAGCCCGACGGCACCACCCGCACCGUGCACUACACCGCCGAUGACCACAACGGCUUCAACGCCGUCGUCACCAACUCUGGCCACGCCGUCCACGCCGAGGUGCACGCCGCCCCCGUGGUCCACGCCGCUCCCCUGGUCCACGCCGCCCCCGCCUACGAGCACGGCGUCUACAGCCAGUACAGCUCUCCCUACGCCCACUACCCGUCACCUCAACAUCACCCCCACCAUCAACUCCGUGCUGCGGCGACUUUGCAUCAUCACCAUCAUUCCAAAGUUCCUGGGCGGUCACCAUCAACCAUGCCCAUCACCAUUCGUUACGGGCUACGAGUAGCGUCAAUACAGUUUCGCCCAGUUUGUGAGAAAGUCGUAUCGUUGCUCCCAACCCGGACCGCCAUGGCCUACCUCAAGGUGACCCUCUUCUUCGCGCUGGUGGCGGUCGCCCUGGCGCACCCCGUGUACGAGGAGGAGCACGACCUCUACGCGCACCCCAAGUACUCGUACAAGUACGGCGUGCACGACUCACACACCGGCGACGUGAAGAGCGCCUCCGAGCACCGCGACGGCGACGUGGUCAAGGGCGAGUACUCGCUGGUGCAGCCCGACGGCGUCACCCGCACCGUGCACUACACGGCCGACGCCCACAACGGCUUCAACGCCGUCGUCACCAACUCCGGCCACGCCGUGCACCAGGAGGUCAGCCACGGCCACGCCCUGGGCCACGGCGGCUACGGCGGCCUGUACUGAGCGCCGCACCUCCUCCUGCCGGCCGCAGCUUGAUCUCACCAAAGCCCUAACUUCUAAUGACGAUUAUUGUUGUUAAUAGUAAUGAGUAUUCGAAUGGAAAACUAGUCAACGCUGUAAUGCAUUGUAAGACGGAACCUAUGCAAAUCAAAGAAUAAAGAGAGUAUAUACGACUAUGUA
Messenger RNA from Frankliniella occidentalis (western flower thrips), 1247 nucleotides. Its product is annotated as cuticle protein-like. The transcript has 7 exons. The record is from RefSeq and is a predicted model, not a curated record. NCBI's taxonomy places the organism in Eukaryota, Metazoa, Arthropoda, Insecta, Thysanoptera, Thripidae. The coding region runs from base 63 to 1070 and encodes 335 amino acids. Gene Ontology annotation, cellular component: extracellular matrix.